Messenger RNA from Linum trigynum, 345 nucleotides. The record is from the annotation of a GenBank genome assembly. NCBI's taxonomy places the organism in Eukaryota, Viridiplantae, Streptophyta, Magnoliopsida, Malpighiales, Linaceae.
AUGAGUUGCUGCAGCUGCAUCGGCUACAUAUUGUUCUUUAACGCGCUACAGAAUGGGUAUCUUUUUCCCGAAGAACUUAAAACCCUAAUAAUAGAGAAACUGGCGAGGGCGAGGGCGGCCGGCGUUUCUCGAGAUUCUACUUCCUCGCCGGAACCUGUGCUUCCAGGCAUUGGUCUAACCCGUAGGGAGUGGCUGCUGAUGCGUUAUGCAGAGUGUGUGAAGCAUGAUCACAUGGUAUCAGUUGGAUUAUGCCUGGAUUUAAAGUCCCAAAUGUUGGAGAAGAAAUCCUUGACCCAGAAAGUUUGGGAUUGGGGUCAAGUCGCCCAAAGCUGGUUCAAAUUGUGA